Molecule: messenger RNA, 483 nt
Organism: Durusdinium trenchii
Lineage: Eukaryota; Dinophyceae; Suessiales; Symbiodiniaceae
Source: the annotation of a GenBank genome assembly
AUGGCCCACUUCUUCGAGAUGCAAGCUAGAAAAGAUGAGGUGGUGAAGAACUUUUUUGCCAGAACGCAGGAUGCUAGUGACUCACUCCCGUUGGAGGUGGCGGCAGUCACCAAAAUCCAGUCCGUGCAUCGAGCUACUCAAAUCCGGAUCAUCUACCACGCCAUCGUUGCAGCAGCGAGCCUCAUCCAACGUAUGGUGCGUGGCUGCCUGGGUCGCAAAAAGGCUCGAGAGGUCAGCGAUGAGCGAAAGAAUCGCCUCAAACUGCACUUCUUCCAUCAUUGCGCCUGCACGAUUCAGAGGGUCUUCCGUGGACGCUGGAGCCGAAAGCGCGUGCACAGCUUCUAUGGCCGAAAGGUCUACUUGGAGAAGGUUGAAAAGCGCGGCGUGUGGACAAAAGCAUUCCUCAUUGAGGAACACAAGGAGAAGUUGGCAGCGGCAAAAAUUCAGGAGGAGCAAAAGGUCAAAGAGGAGCAUCCUACCUGA